Molecule: messenger RNA, 1390 nt
Organism: Nicrophorus vespilloides
Lineage: Eukaryota; Metazoa; Arthropoda; Insecta; Coleoptera; Silphidae
Exons: 9
Coding region: 167-1390 (407 amino acids)
Source: RefSeq, a predicted model, not a curated record
GUUUUAUUUUCAAAUUUACGUGGGAUGCACGGAGUUCAAGAAGCACGUGCCGAAUUCAGUUUACCCCUACGACGUCGAUCCGCCCACGUACAACAUCGAACACUGGGUGAAGCAGUUACAUCUUCAACAAUGCGCCUUUGUGGAAGUUGGAGAUAAAUACUACGCUAUGUUCGUGGAAACGAGACCGAGAAAGUACGACAAGGAGCAUCAGAUCCGUGAGUACUUCUUAGGCCUCUGCGACGAUGACACUCUAAGCAGAUGGUCCUUCUGUCCAUCCAACCUGCAAGAGAAACGCUCGGCCGAUUGUGACCUCCGCACCAACAACAUGUACGGAACUAGGGUCCACAGGAGGCUGUGCGACGUGACGCUUCUCUCGUUGAAAGCACAACAAUGCGACUGCAACAGCGACCUAUCCGACUCGAAGCUGUUCAAAGUGCAGGGUUUUCCCACUUGUUUCAAAGCUCCCUUACCUGACAGCCUGUGCGGAGAUAAUAACGUUUGCGGAUUAGCCGCCUGCAAACCGGAAACGAUUAAUAAGCGGAUACACAGCGUUGUUUGCGAUCCCGAAUGCCAUCAUCGGCAACCGUUUUGCGAGCAACCUGGUAAAAGAUCGUCUCUGCCGAGGGAGGUUCAUUCCUUCUGGACGGACUGGUCCAACCCCUUCUGCACAGACGUCAGCUGCAUGUCCCAGUUUGAUGAAGCCACGUGUAUCAAUAAACUUACAGGCGAAGGCGACGUCGACUGUUUAGGACCGGGAACUAGUUGUUGCCCGGAAGAUUUGCAGAAUUGCCGGUGCCACAUCUAUGAGGAGGACGGCGUUUCCAAGGUUUUCAGGACCUUCUCCAUUCCACCACCAGAAUUAGUUGAAUACAUGAGCGAGGAGGACUUCAUCAAUUCAAUACCGCUUCGCUACUUGAACAAGGAGGAAUACCACAAAUAUCCUUACAACAGUCCGAGAACUGUUAGAGCAAAUGCCGGGAGGGCGAUGAAAAAGGCGUUCCUGAAACUGUACGACCAUAGGCCUAUCAAAUUCGGGAAUACCCACAACCGCAAAGACAAGGAGCAGGGCUUCAAACGUCUUAGCUCCAUAAAGAAAAGCGUUAUAAAUCAUUUCAAGACUAAACGAGGUUCGGAUAUUGAAACAACCACACACGUUUACUAUAAAGUGAAUCCGAUCAAAAGACCUAAGCUCAGGAAGAAGAAGAAGCUGAUGAAACUUUUAGAAUUGGAAACGACGCCUACUUAUCUGGACAACGAUGAGUUUUGUGGUAAAGAGAAGACAACGACGCACGACGGAGAAGGACUGUCUCAAGGCUGUGCCGAAGAACUUCACCAAACGGGAAUGCAAUUUUACCGUCGGUGCAGCGAAAACGACGGAGCCGGAGUCUAA